Molecule: messenger RNA, 3108 nt
Organism: Lathyrus oleraceus (garden pea)
Lineage: Eukaryota; Viridiplantae; Streptophyta; Magnoliopsida; Fabales; Fabaceae
Exons: 2
Coding region: 398-2818 (806 amino acids)
Cellular component (GO): plasma membrane
Molecular function (GO): calcium ion binding; protein binding
Source: RefSeq, a predicted model, not a curated record
UAAGAUAAAAAUAAUAAAAUUAUAUCUAAGAAAAAUUCAACUGGUCCCCAUUUUCUGAAUUAUCUCAUCCUCAUCACAUGCACCUAUCAUCAACAUCAACAACAAACUAUUUUCAGUUCAACCUAAAUUUUCAACCUUAACCCAAAAUCCUAACAAGAUUCUAAUUUCAAUUUAUGGUUCCAAUUUCAAAUCUUUGAAGAUUAAUAGUAAUAAUUUCCUUUCUUAAAUUAUCUAUUUCUCCUGAUAGUUCCCAAAAGCUCAAAUUCCAAUUAUAAUGGUCCCUAUUAGGGUUCCAAUUUCAAAUCUCUUGAGUUUUUCGAAUUAGGGUUUUUUGUUCCUCAAACACCGCUCUACCCAUUAUCAUUAUCAUCGUUAAGUUUUGAUUUUGACCUUGAAAAUGGCGACGAGAGGCACCAGAUCGGAGAAGGUGCGGCGAAUUUUCAACCAAUUUGACGCGAAUCAAGAUGGGGGUCUGAACAGAGAAGAAAUGGCGUCGCUUGUUGGUGCUGUAAACCCUAGGGUGAAAUUCAGUGAUGAACAAAUCAACGCCAUUCUUGAUGAGGUUUUUAGAACCUACGCUGAAUUUAUUGAUGGUGAGAGGGGUCUCACCUACGAGGGUCUUCUUCGAACCUACGAUGAUGGUGCUGGUGAUGUUGAUAGGGAUUUUGAUGCUCUUGCUCUUGACCUUAACGUUGAUGAAGCUGGGAAGGCUCCGGCGCCGGUUUCCGAAGCUUCGUCGUCUUCGAUUGUGGACGAGAGGAUGGUGGUGGAGUCGCAGAAGAAGCAGAGGACGGCAGCGUGGGCGGUUUCGCCGAAUCACGGUAUUGUGUUUGAUGAUACGUGGAAGAUUGUGGAUGAUUUAGAGAUUUUGAUAAAGAGGUUGAAGUUAAAGCAAGCUAAAGAUGGGAAAGUGAAAGGUGAAAAUUUUGAUGUUUAUUCUGACGCGGGUUGGUCUCGUGAAUUGGGGCCUUCUACUGAGAUUUCGGAUAAGAGAGUGAUUUGGGAUGAAUCAGGUCACGAUUAUGCUGUUUUUGUGAAGGAAGUAGGAGGUUUGAGAAGUAGGGCUGAUAGUGCUAGAUCAAGAGAAGAAGCUUUUGAUGGACACAUGGCAAUUGGCAGGGUUUUGUAUGAACAUCAAUUGUUUAAGGAGGCUUUGAUUAGUUUCAAGAGGGCUUGUGAAUUGCAACCUGUUGAUGUUAGACCUCAUUUUAGAGCUGGUAAUUGUUUUUAUGUUCUUGGAAAGUAUAAGGAGGCUAAGGAAGAGUUUUUGUUGGCACUUGAAUCUGCUGUGGCUGGUGGGAACCAAUGGGCUUAUUUGUUGCCACAGAUUUAUGUUAAUCUUGGUAUUUCGUUGGAAGGUGAGGGCAUGGUUUUGAGUGCAUGUGAGUAUUAUAGGGAGGCUGCAAUUGCUUGUCCUACACAUUUUAGAGCUUUGAAACUCUUAGGCAGUGCUCUUUUCGGUGUAGGGGAAUAUAAAGCUGCCGUGAAGGCGCUUGAUGAGGCUAUUUUCAUGAAGCCGGAUUAUGCUGACGCACAUUGUGACCGGGCUUCGGCGUUGCAUGCUAUGGGUGACAACGAGAGGGCGAUUGAGGUUUUUCAGAAGGCUAUUGAUUUGAAACCGGGUCAUGUUGACGCACUUUAUAAUUUAGGUGGGUUGUAUAUGGACCUUGGUAGGUUCCAAAGGGCUACUGAGAUGUAUACAAGGGUUUUGGCCGUGUGGCCAAAUCAUUGGCGGGCGCAGUUGAACAAGGCGGUGUCGAUGUUGGGAGCCGGUGAGAACGAAGAAGCCAAAAGAGCUUUGAAGGAAGCAUUGAAAAUGACAAAUAGGGUUGAGUUGCACGACGCAAUAUCACAUUUGAAGCAGCUGCAGAAAAAGAAGAACAAACCUAAUGGGGCUAUUCCAGGAGAAUCACCAUUUGUCAUAGUUGAACCAUCUAAGUUUAAGACAGUUGGAGAAAAGACUACUGUGAGGCAGGACCUGGCCAGUGCUUUGCAAAUCAGAGCACUUCAGAAGGUUGCAAGGUUGAGCCGUUGCAAUGUGGAGCUUUUGAAGAAAGAAAUGAGCGAACAUGAUGUGCCGGUGUCUUAUUCUGGUAGCGGAGUGCCUCAAAAAUCCAUUCGGAAACCAAACUUAGAAGAAAUUCUUCGCAAAUUGCUUAGUUUUCUAAAGCCGGACACUUUUCAAGGCGCCGUGAAAGCCAUAAAUGAGAGGAUUCUUUCUGUUUUGGAUGAAAAUGAUUCAGGCAGGUUAGAUCUUGGAAUGUUCUAUGCCAUUCUUGCUCCCAUUUGUGGCGGUCCUGCAGAGAGACGUAAAAGGGUCGCCUUCGAUGCACUGUUAUGGCGUCCAAUGAACGAAGACGGUGCUAAUUUAAAGAAAGCUGAUGUUACCAGAUACAUCAAGUUGUUAAGAGCUAUUUAUAUUCCUUCGCAAGGUGUUAGUGAAUUAAUGGAGGUUCAUGGAGACUUAGACACUUCAAUGGUGUCUUUCUCCGAGUUUCUAGUUUUGUUUGACGAUCCAGAUUGGGGUUUCGGUAUUAUGCCUACCUUAGUUAAACUGGAAACCGGAGAUAGAAACCGACACGGCAAGACCAUGUGCUCGGUUUGCCGCUACCCUAUUAUCGGUUCACGCUUUAAGGAGAUAAAAUCUCAUUUUAGUUUGUGUAGUCAAUGCUACAGUGAGGGAAAAGUGCCAUCUACAUUUAAGCAAGAAGAAUACAGAUUUAAGGAGUAUGGAAAUGAGGGUGAAGCCAUGAAAGAUAAGUAUUAUUUGAUGUUGAACAUGUUUAAUAAGGAACCUUUGUCCAAAAUUGAAGGUUGACUUGAAGGGGUGUUACAUAGUGGAAAUGGGAUCACUCCAUAAGAACAAAGCACCAAAAUUGUUCAAAUGCUACAAAUUAUUCAGACUUGAAGACACUUAUGAUAACCUAAUUUUUUUUCUCCAAGUGAAUGGAAUUAUGAGUUGACAAAUCUCUAUUAAAUGUUUUAAAAAAUGAAUUAUCAUAUGAUUGUUUAUCUUGUAGACCUUCUACCAUCCAUAUCCUACAAAUGAAGGAUUGUUAUACUUAUUCAAAAUCAAUAUAUCCUACAAAUGAAGGAUUGUUAUACUUA